AUGGCUUCAUUCGCAGAAGACGAUUAUGAUUAUUUAUACAAGGUAGUUUUGAUCGGGGAUUCAGGCGUCGGUAAAUCUAACCUUUUGUCGCGAUUCUCCAAGAACGAAUUCAGCCUCGACUCGAAAUCCACAAUUGGCGUUGAAUUCGCCACCCGUAACAUUAGUGUUGAAGACAAGAAAAUCAAGGGCCAAAUCUGGGAUACCGCUGGACAAGAAAGGUACCGAGCUAUCACAAGCGCUUAUUACAGAGGAACCGUAGGCGCUCUAAUUGUUUACGACAUCACACGAAAAGUAACGUUUGAAAAUGUUGAUCGGUGGCUAAAGGAGCUUAAAGACCACACGGACCAAAACAUCGUGGUCAUGCUAGUGGGAAACAAGGCCGAUCUUGGUCACCUACGAGCCGUUACAACAGAUGAAGCCAAGGCUUAUUCUGAGAGAGAGAACGUCUUUUUUAUGGAAACAUCGGCUCUGGAGUCGCUAAACGUUGAGAAAGCUUUUACCGAAGUACUAACUCAGAUUUAUCGAGUUAUGAGCCGAAAGGCGCUUGGCGUUACUACUGACCCUGCUCUAUUACCCAAGGGACAAACGAUUAACAUCGGAGGUAAAGAUGAUGUCUCGGCUAUGAAGAAAACCGGGUGUUGCUCUUCAUAAAAAGAACAGUUGUUAUGCCUAAGGUUGAUUUUGGGUACAAUGUAAAAUUAAUAAUAGAAAACAUGUCACACUACAAGUGACAAUGUUAAUGAUUGUAACAUGUUAUAACUAUAUCACCAACGGGCGAUUUAGAUAUCUAGAUGUGUGAAUACUAGAGAUCUUUCCCUUUGGAUUCUUUUUUCUGUCAACAAGCUUUAGUUCCAAUCUAUACAAUGCACAAGCAUCAUAUCUGUUGAUCUCGUAUUCGUAAAGAUGCCAUUCAACGAGUUUCAUGGGCUGCGGAUCCAUGUAAUACGAUCUUUUUAGCCAUCCAGAUUCAUUAAUCACUUGCUUUCUCGAUUCAUGCCAGCCCCUACCGUUGUAAUCAGGGAGUGAUCUUUGCUUUCUGUUUCCACUCUCGAAUGCCCUUCGUGGUUUAUCAAAAAAUAACCACUCUCGGA
Messenger RNA from Helianthus annuus (common sunflower), 1091 nucleotides. RefSeq names its product ras-related protein Rab11B. NCBI's taxonomy places the organism in Eukaryota, Viridiplantae, Streptophyta, Magnoliopsida, Asterales, Asteraceae. The coding region runs from base 1 to 651 and encodes 216 amino acids. Gene Ontology annotation, cellular component: endosome. The record is from RefSeq and is a predicted model, not a curated record. The transcript has 2 exons. Gene Ontology annotation, molecular function: GTPase activity; GTP binding.